Naumovozyma castellii is the source of this 846-nucleotide messenger RNA. It is a transcript of the gene MCM21, whose product is annotated as Mcm21p. The transcript has a single exon. Bases 1 to 846 code for a protein of 281 amino acids. NCBI's taxonomy places the organism in Eukaryota, Fungi, Ascomycota, Saccharomycetes, Saccharomycetales, Saccharomycetaceae. The record is from RefSeq and is a predicted model, not a curated record.
AUGACCGAGAUAGUUGAUUUGGAACAAGAUAUUGCUGCACUCAAAUCCGAAGUUCAAGCACUCACUAAGAAGAGGGAUGAAUUGAAAUCGAAGCCCAAACUCAAACCAAGAUCCUCCUCCACCUCAGAUCCCAUUGUGAACGAAAUUACGGAUUUGAUAACGCAAUUCCCACAGUUAAAUGAAAUCUUAUUAAGUAAACCAUCAGUCACAGAAUCGUCACGAUCAACUUCAAAUGAAGAAGAAAGUGAUAAGAAAAGGAAGUUGGAUAAUGAAAAGAUUCAGGCAUUUCAAGACGCUAAGAAAUCCAAGUUGAAUAAUGAAAAUGAUGAUUUACCUGAGCAUGAAUGGGUAUUAAAAAAUCAGCGUCCAGUGGAACACAAGAUGUUUGACACUAGUGUAGCUGAUGUUCUAAAUACAGAAAUGCUUUCUUCCCCAUCCAAGAGAAGAUUGAUCUUAAAAAACGGUCAAGAUGAAAUGGAGGAAAACAAACAUUUACAAAAAGAGUAUAGAUUGUUAGAAAAUGUCUUUAGAAUUGUUGGUAUUAGUUUCUUUGAUGCUGUUGACCCUAAUGAUUUGGAAUCUGACAUGAUUGGAAUACGGCUAGAUCCAUUCAAUCAGCCAUCAAAGGUUUACUAUAUAAUCCUGAAGAAGGAAGCAAAAAACAACAGAGAAGGUCUUUGGACCAUCAUUAAACAUACGAUUCCCAAAUAUAUUAAUGUAACGAAUACUUUUGGAGAAUCUAAAAGGGAAACAUGGAGGACAAUGAUUAAAAUUGAAAAUCAUGACGAUAUCUAUUUAUUAGCCAAAGAAGUAUAUGUAAAAUUAUUAUUAUUAUCACCAUCAUGA